UGAGUCCUGUUUAAAAUGGCUUCGCCGCUGUCUUGGCAGAUCAAGUGCUCGAUGUGUUUGAGCGAUUUCACCGAUCCAGUGGUGCUGUCCUGUGAGCACUCUUUCUGUCGCCAGUGCAUCACCGGCCACCUCCACAGCAGCGGGGGCCAGGGCCUCUGUCCUGAGUGUCGCAGGCCUUACGCAGAGAAAGAUCUGCACUCCAGUCGGCUUCUGAGAAACAUGACGGGCGUCGUGAGACAGCACCUUACAGCACAGCAAGACCGGGUGGACACCUCAUCCGAUCGAGCACCGCAGGUCCUGAGCGACAUGCUGAUGUGCAGGGAACACGACGAGAAGCUGAAGCUUUUCUGCGAAACGGAUCAGAAACUCCUGUGUGUGGUGUGUCGGGAUGGACAGAAGCACCUAGGCCACCGUUUUAAACCUGUGAAGGAGGCUGCUCAGAUAGUCAAGGAGACAGUAAAGGGUGCUUUGGGCUUCCUCAACAACGAUAACACACAGCUGGACAUGAUGACCCAAAAACAGGCAACUGAAGUCACUAAGACCCAGAUGAAGGCCAAUCAGCUUUUAGCCCAGAUAUCUGCUCAGUUUGAAGAGAUGCACAACUUCCUUAAGAAGAAAGAGGCGGAAAUAAAAAAACAGUUGGAGACUGAAGAGCAGGAUGCCGUCACCGCCAUGUGCAAAAACACAUCCCUGAUCAAUGAAAGAAUGAUGGAAGGAAACGAGUUAGAAUGUAUUUUUCAGUCUGCAUUGGAUAUCAAUCAGCCUGAUCACUUCUUACAGUGGUGGAGUGAAAAAGGAUUUCCUGUUACACAAAGAAUGAAAACAAAAAGCAACAUGAAUCCGAAUAUCAAGUACGAUUCACGGGCUAAAAGUCUUAGAGUAAUUCCACACUCUUUGUUCUUUGGCCCUUAUGAGACUCACCUCCAGUUCUUUGUAUGGAAGGCCAUGCUGGGAGCAGUUAAGCCUGUUCCAGAGAUUUUAAGCAUAAAGGACUCUACAGACGCGUACCUCAAGAUAUCACCAGGAAAAUCAAGUGUCCGGCAAGCAGACCGGCAAACCGGUUAUUUCAAGGACUACAAUCCAGGCGCGGUCUCUGAACAGACGUUCCAGUCUGGCCAGCACUACUGGGAGAUUGAAGUUGGAAACAAGUUAGCCUGGAGCAUCGGGAUUAUAACAGAGUUGGAAAAAGGAUCCAAAAAGGAAUCAAUUCAAUCCAAAGAUCCAAAAGAUGUAUAUCUCAACUUGGUCAACGACGAAGGAUACACCCUGAGCUCAAACGGCGAAGAGUUUCCCAUUGAGGUCAAGAGAAAGCCCAGCAAAAUAGGGCUCUAUCUGGACUGUGACAGGAAACAGGUCUCCUUCUACGAUGCAGACGUCAUGACUCAGAUUCUCAUCACCGGCUAUAAAUCCACCCGGCCUUGCUGCAUUAGUUUUUUCCCAGGAGUUUACCUGGAUGGAGCGAACAUCGACCCGGUCACAGUAUGUUCAUAUGGGUCUAAUUCCAAACCCAGUCCAUGAUACCAACCUAAAAUCCUCAAUAAUCUCAAUCUACUCAGAUCACUUAGAUAUCUGGAUUUUGGAUUGACUAAUGAAGAUAUUCUUCUUGGGUUUUAGGCAAGCGUGUUUAUGCAACCAUUUAAAAAAGAAUUAUUAAUCAUAUUUCUGCUUAGGCUUGAAACAGACAACGAGAGACUCCGAAAUGUGAUUACAAAGAAGACAUUUGCUUGUAUUGAAAUGCAAAAUGAUUCGCUUUUCUGUGAGGAGGUUAUUAGCAAGCUAAUGAAUAUUAAUGAGCAUUGGGGAUCUGCCUCAUGGAUAUUAAUGACCACUGGGAGAAAACCGGAUAUAAAUAUAAGCUCCAUUUUCAGAUUAAAUAUUACUUGAGAUGCGUUUUGGACACAAUUAACACCAAAUUACUUUAAACAUUAAGACGUAAAACAUAGUUUUUAUUUGUUUUCUAACUUUUUUUACUAUACACUAUGCUUUUAGAAGAAGAGAAUUGGAAUGAAAGCCUGUGAGAGUUCUUGAGUUGUUCCUCUUGGUUUAUCAAAAAAGCACUUAGAAUGUGAGCACUUAGACACUUUCCUUUUUUUUCCAGCGUAUAUAUAUAAUAUAUA
Clarias gariepinus (North African catfish) is the source of this 2117-nucleotide messenger RNA. RefSeq names its product tripartite motif containing 108 (gene trim108). The coding region runs from base 16 to 1518 and encodes 500 amino acids. The transcript has 6 exons. NCBI's taxonomy places the organism in Eukaryota, Metazoa, Chordata, Actinopteri, Siluriformes, Clariidae. The record is from RefSeq and is a predicted model, not a curated record. Gene Ontology annotation, molecular function: zinc ion binding; protein binding.